AUGCAUCAACAGAUGGUCUCAAUGAGACAUCUUUUGUUCUUAUUCUAUUUAUCGUUUACAUCAGCCAAAAUGACUUAUUUUAAUCUUGAAAAUAUUUAUGGACCAUAUUGCAAUCCAAGGAAUUCAUUCAAACCAGAUGCAGGACUUGUCCGAUAUGCUGGAACUCCAUGGACUGGCUCAUGUGAAUUAAAUUUAGAGAGCUAUGGUAUUCCAGUCCUAAGGAAUUCAUCUCUAAUACAUAAUAUAUCAUCUUCAACAAAGUUUUAUAUUCGUUUACUUAAACCGCCUUUAUGUGCAUCAGAAUACGUUGAUAUUCAUUCUGAAUCCGGUGAAAAAAUUACCAUUGAUUGUCAUUCAAAAGAGGGCAGUGAAUAUUAUUUAGAUACAGAAAGAUUAAAAAUCGUUUAUGAUCGAAGAAAAAAGUUUCCAAUAUCCCCAUUUUCAAUGCUUGUUACACCAUUGAAAUACAAAACACGCAUGUAUUCAUUAUGUGGUUUUGAUUGUUUUACGGAUACUUAUUGUAUUGAUCGAAGUCUUAUCUGUGAUAGAUUUCAAAAUUGCCCGAAUAAUAAUAUUGACGAGGCACAAUGUGAAUACAAUCAUAUUCCACCGUCGAUUUCAUCCACAGGAAAAAUAAUACUCUUAGUUGUGCUAUCAUUAAUUGUUGUAUUUGAUAUUUCGUCCAUAUUAGUUUGCUAUUUUUGUUGUGGAAUCAACAGUCCAUCUACGCACGGUGUGAAAAAUGAAAAACAUAAUUUUUCUCCUGAAGUUUUAGAAGAAGGUGCUGCUGUGUCACUGCUUGCACAAUCAAUUAUGCUUGCCGACAAUAAUCAAUCUGAUGAUUAA
Messenger RNA from Rotaria socialis, 846 nucleotides. NCBI's taxonomy places the organism in Eukaryota, Metazoa, Rotifera, Eurotatoria, Philodinida, Philodinidae. The record is from the annotation of a GenBank genome assembly.